Capsicum annuum is the source of this 646-nucleotide messenger RNA. RefSeq names its product mini zinc finger protein 2. Gene Ontology annotation, molecular function: DNA-binding transcription factor activity; transcription cis-regulatory region binding. The transcript has a single exon. The record is from RefSeq and is a predicted model, not a curated record. Lineage: Eukaryota; Viridiplantae; Streptophyta; Magnoliopsida; Solanales; Solanaceae. Gene Ontology annotation, cellular component: nucleus. Gene Ontology annotation, biological process: regulation of developmental process; regulation of DNA-templated transcription. The coding region runs from base 220 to 513 and encodes 97 amino acids.
UUAUACUGUCAGUCAAUCCAUAAAACUUCAACUCUAUAAAUAAAAUAAGUAUGAUUCUACUUUCUAGCAUUGAGCUGUAAAAACAUAUGUUCUAGGGUUAAGGUUGGCUUAAAAAAUCAAGAAACAAGAUCUCUAUAUAAGCCCAAGAUUUAGCUUCUACAAAGCAUCUACCAUUAGUCGUCUUCUUCUUCUUUUUUAAGAUCACUGAGAAAAUUAAAGAUGAGAAAAAUUCAAGUGGUUGUGAAGAGAGACGACGACUCAGCCUCAUCACAAAGCUCUACGAAUUCAGCCUUUACGGUGAGGAGAGUGAGAUAUAAAGAAUGCCAGAAGAAUCAUGCCGCUAGCGUUGGAGGUUAUGCAGUUGAUGGGUGCCGGGAGUUUAUGCCUAGUGGUGACGAAGGAACAGACAGCGCAUUUAUUUGCGCUGCCUGUGGCUGUCACCGCAAUUUCCACCGAAGAGAAGUGGAAACUGAAGUUGCCACUAAUUCUUCUUCCUCUUCUUCUUCCCCUUAAUUACAUACAUCUUCCUAUACCACAUACAGUGAGGUUUUCUACUAUUAUAAUUUGGGAUUUAUUUAAUUCAUUUCCACUGAAAGUGUAACGAAUUUUUCUAUGAUUAGUGUAUUUUUGCGCAUUAUAUCGAGUA